This is a messenger RNA of Megalops cyprinoides (Indo-Pacific tarpon), 909 nucleotides long. RefSeq lists its product as uncharacterized. The record is from RefSeq and is a predicted model, not a curated record. Lineage: Eukaryota; Metazoa; Chordata; Actinopteri; Elopiformes; Megalopidae. The transcript is spliced from 5 exons. Gene Ontology annotation, cellular component: membrane. Bases 170 to 772 code for a protein of 200 amino acids.
GAGCAGAUCUGUUAUUUUGCUGGAGGGGACUCACAGACUGGGCUUCAAGCCUUGAGAGGGUUCUGCCUUUAGAAAAUCAGCGGCACAACAAGCAACACAUCUACAUUCCAAACUGAGUUUUUUCUCCAAUUUUUUUGCAGCGUUUCUAAAAUUGUGAAAGAGGGAAAGCAUGUGUACAGGAAAGUGUGCCAGGUGCAUUGGGGUGACGCUGUACCCUUUAGCAGUCAUUUCCAUCAUCUGCAACAUCAUACUGUUCUUUCCUAACUGGGAAACCCAGUGGGCAAUGGAAGAACGUGAGGGGCUCGGCAAUCGUAUCACACAGGAAGUUAAGUACAUGGGAGGUGUCAUCGGAGGAGGCAUCAUGGUUCUGAUCCCAGCUAUCCACAUUCACCUUACAGGAAAGGAAGGCUGCUGUGCCAACCGCUGUGGAAUGUUCUUGUCAAUUGCCUUUGCAGCAGUUGGAGUAGCAGGCGCCCUCUACAGUUUCAUCGUGGCAAUACUGGGUCUGGUGCAUGGUCCCACCUGUAUGAUUUUUCCGGAGCUCCUUCCUAUAUGGACAACACCUUUCACAGACAGGGAGGAGAGCUACCUCUCUGACUCGAACCUCUGGUCUAUUUGCAAGAAGCCUGAGAAUGUGGUGGAGUUUAACCUGGCCCUGUUCUCCAUACUGUUGGUAGUCAGCAGCCUGGAGCUCAUUCUCUGUGCCUUCCAGAUGGUCAACGGGCUGUUUGGCUGCCUCUGUGGAACCUGCAGAGACAAAGGGCCUGUUUAAGUUCCAGCAAGCUCUUUGGCUCUAGCCCGCCAUUCUGAGUAGCAGGACUCUAUGAUCACACUCCAUGAAACAAACUGCUUCAAACUGCUAAUGGACCACCUUGUGCCACCUAGUGGAGAAGGACAGAAGUACCUUCA